Messenger RNA from Phytophthora sojae, 588 nucleotides. RefSeq lists its product as hypothetical. The transcript is spliced from 3 exons. NCBI's taxonomy places the organism in Eukaryota, Oomycota, Peronosporomycetes, Peronosporales, Peronosporaceae. Bases 1 to 483 code for a protein of 160 amino acids. The record is from RefSeq and is a predicted model, not a curated record.
AUGGGCAAGAUCGAGGAGCGUUUGGCCGAGCUCGGCUACGAGCUGCCCGCCGCGGGUGCGCCCAAGGGCAACUACGUCAACGUGGUGCGCACGGGCGACUACAUCUACACCGCUGGCCACCUGCCCGUGACGGCUGCGGGCGAGCUCAUCACUGGCAAACUGGGCAAGGACCUGACCACGGAGGAGGGAUACGCCGCGGCGCAGCGCGUUGCGUUGGCUCUGCUGGCCACGCUCAAGAAGGAGCUGGGCGAGCUGGGCCACAUCAAGCGCGUGGUGAAGCUCACGGGCUUCGUCAACUGCGUGGACACGUUCACGGCCCAGCCGGGCGUGAUCAACGGCGCGUCGGACGCCGUGGCCGCCAUCUUCGGCGACAAGGGGAAGCACGCGCGCUCGGCGGUGGGCACCAACGCCCUGCCGCUCAACGUGGCGGUGGAGAUCGAGGCCGUCGUGGAGGUGGAGGCCGGCGCGCCCUCGCUCACGUGAGCGAUGCUGUAGCUGCAGAUGACAUGAGAGUAAGGCUCCCCUCCCUUGCAUCAAGACUGCAGGGCAGGGCAGCGGAAUAAUAAUCCCAGCGUGUGACCACAUAGU